Sordaria macrospora k-hell is the source of this 528-nucleotide messenger RNA. RefSeq lists its product as uncharacterized. The record is from RefSeq and is a predicted model, not a curated record. Gene Ontology annotation, molecular function: AMP kinase activity; ATP binding; ATP hydrolysis activity. Gene Ontology annotation, cellular component: nucleus; cytoplasm. NCBI's taxonomy places the organism in Eukaryota, Fungi, Ascomycota, Sordariomycetes, Sordariales, Sordariaceae.
AUGUCUCGCACCCUCCCCAACAUCAUCAUCACCGGCACCCCCGGCGUCGGCAAGACCUCGCACUGCGAGCUGCUGGCCGAGCGCACGGGGCUCAAGCACCUGUCCGUCAACGACGUGGUCAAGAGCAAGGAGUGUCAAGAGGGCUGGGACGAGGAGUAUCAGAGCUGGAUCGUCGACGAGGACAAGCUUCUCGACGCCAUCGAGGACGAGGUCAAGCAGGGCGGGUGCAUAAUAGACUGGCACGCCUGCGACCUGUUCCCCAAGAGCUGGAUCGACCUGGUGGUGGUUUUGAGGGUUGAUUCUAGCACGUUGUAUGACCGGUUGAGUGAGAGAAAAUACCCCGAGCUUAAGCUCCAGGAAAACCUCGACUCGGAAAUCAUGGAGGUUCUCCUGCAGGAGGCGCGCGACUCGUACGACGAGGAGAUCGUUGUCGAGCUGCAGAGCACCAAUGCCGAGCAGAUGGAUGAGAACGUGGACCGCAUCGAGGCUUGGUUUAAGCAGUGGAAGGAGAACAACAGCUCUGCCUAA